AUGAAUCCCGCAGAAGGGGCAGCGGAGGAAGGCGCUGUCCCCGAUUCCGAGGUGGAUGCUUUUUUCCGAACAGGGUCUUUUCGAAAUGAUGGAUUAAAAGCUGCUGAUGUCCUUCCAAUACUAAAGGAGAAAGUGGCCUUUGUGUCAGGUGGCCGUGAUAAACGAGGUGGUCCCAUCCUGACCUUUCCAGCACGCAGCAAUCACGAUAGAAUAAGGCAGGAAGACCUUCGGAAACUUGUGACUUAUUUGGCCAGUGUGCCAAGUGAAGAUGUCUGUAAACGAGGAUUCACUGUUAUUAUCGAUAUGCGGGGAUCGAAGUGGGACUUGAUAAAGCCUCUUCUGAAGACCCUUCAGGAAGCAUUCCCUGCUGAGAUCCACGUUGCCCUGAUUAUUAAACCUGACAACUUCUGGCAGAAGCAGAAAACUAAUUUUGGCAGUUCCAAAUUCAUCUUUGAGACAAGUAUGGUCUCUGUUGAAGGCCUAGCGAAACUUGUUGAUCCUUCCCAGCUGACUGAUGAAUUUGAAGGAUCCUUGGAUUACAACCACGAUGAAUGGAUAGAGCUGCGGGUCUCCUUGGAAGAGUUUUUCAACAGUGCCAUCCAUUUAUUAUCAAGGCUAGAGGAUCUCCAGGAAAUGUUGGCUAGGAAAGAAUUUCCGGUUGAUGUAGAAGGGUCAAGACGGCUGAUUGAUGAGCACACACAGCUUAAAAAGAAAGUGAUCAAAGCUCCUGUGGAGGAACUUGACCGUGAGGGCCAAAGGUUAUUACAAUGCAUAAGAUGCAGCGAUGGUUUUUCUGGUAGGAACUGCAUUCCUGGGAGUGCAGACUUCCAAAGUCUUGUGCCAAAGAUCACCAGUCUGUUGGACAAGCUGCAUUCAACCCGGCAACACUUGCAUCAGAUGUGGCAUGUUCGCAAACUGAAACUAGACCAGUGCUUUCAACUCCGACUCUUUGAGCAAGAUGCUGAGAAGAUGUUUGACUGGAUCAGCCACAACAAAGAAUUGUUCCUGCAGAGUCAUACAGAGAUUGGAGUGAGCUACCAACAUGCCCUUGACUUGCAGACACAGCAUAAUCACUUUGCAAUGAAUUCCAUGAAUGCCUACGUCAACAUCAAUCGGAUCAUGUCGGUUGCAUCCAGGCUUUCAGAGGCAGGCCAUUAUGCUUCCCAGCAAAUUAAACAAAUCUCUACCCAGCUGGAUCAAGAAUGGAAGAGCUUUGCUGCAGCUCUGGAUGAGCGCAGUACCAUCCUAGCCAUGUCUGCUGUAUUUCACCAGAAGGCUGAGCAGUUCCUUUCAGGUGUGGAUGCCUGGUGUAAAAUGUGUAGUGAAGGAGGCCUCCCAUCGGAAAUGCAAGACCUGGAGCUGGCCAUCCAUCAUCAUCAGUCUCUGUAUGAACAGGUGACCCAGGCCUACACAGAGGUAAGCCAGGAUGGGAAGGCUUUGUUGGAUGUCCUGCAGCGUCCCUUGAGCCCUGGAAACUCUGAAUCCCUUACUGCUACUGCUAAUUAUUCCAAGGCUGUCCACCAGGUCUUGGAUGUGGUACAUGAAGUCUUGCAUCACCAGCGGCGCCUAGAGAGCAUCUGGCAGCACAGAAAAGUCCGAUUACAUCAAAGGCUGCAGCUCUGUGUUUUCCAGCAGGAUGUUCAGCAGGUAUUGGACUGGAUCGAAAACCAUGGGGAAGCCUUUCUUAGUAAACACACUGGAGUGGGAAAAUCUCUGCACAGGGCACGAGCCCUUCAGAAAAGACAUGAUGAUUUUGAAGAAGUAGCACAGAAUACAUACACGAAUGCAGACAAGCUUUUAGAGGCUGCAGAGCAGUUGGCUCAGACUGGGGAAUGUGACCCUGAAGAGAUCUACAAAGCAGCCCGGCAUCUGGAAGUGCGGAUUCAGGACUUUGUCCGGAGAGUGGAACAGAGGAAACUUCUCUUGGACAUGUCUGUCUCCUUCCACACUCACACCAAAGAGCUGUGGACAUGGAUGGAAGAUCUGCAGAAGGAGCUCUUAGAGGAUGUCUGUGCUGACUCGGUGGAUGCGGUUCAGGAGCUUAUCAAGCAGUUCCAGCAGCAGCAAACAGCUACCCUGGAUGCUACCCUCAAUGUCAUUAAAGAAGGCGAAGAUCUAAUCCAACAGCUCAGGGACUCAGCGGUAUCCAACAAUAAGACUCCACACAAUAGCUCCAUCAGCCACAUUGAAUCUGUCCUUCAGCAGCUUGACGAGGCCCAGGUACAGAUGGAAGAGCUCUUCCAUGAGCGGAAAAUUAAGCUAGACAUUUUCCUUCAGCUCCGGAUUUUUGAACAGUACACCAUUGAGGUAACAGCAGAGUUAGAUGCCUGGAAUGAAGAUUUGCUGAGACAAAUGAAUGAUUUCAAUACCGAGGACCUCACUCUGGCUGAGCAGCGCUUGCAGCGCCACACCGAACGAAAACUGGCCAUGAACAACAUGACCUUUGAGGUUAUCCAGCAAGGGCAAGAUUUACACCAGUACAUCAUGGAAGUCCAGGCUUCAGGCAUUGAACUAAUCUGCGAAAAGGACAUUGAUCUUGCGACACAAGUGCAAGAGCUGCUGGAGUUCCUUCAUGAGAAACAGCAUGAGCUAGAGCUUAACGCCGAUCAGACUCACAAACGGCUAGAGCAGUGCCUACAGCUCCGGCACCUACAGGCUGAGGUCAAGCAGGUGCUCGGCUGGAUUCGAAAUGGGGAAUCAAUGCUCAAUGCCAGCCUAGUCAACGCAAGCUCCCUUUCAGAAGCUGAGCAGCUCCAGCGAGAACAUGAGCAAUUUCAACUGGCCAUCGAGUCCCUCUUUCAUGCCACUUCCUUACAGAAGACACACCAGAGUGCUCUGCAGGUACAGCAGAAGGCUGAAGUAUUGCUACAGGCUGGGCACUACGAUGCUGAUGCCAUCCGUGAGUGUGCUGAAAAGGUGGCAUUACAUUGGCAACAGCUGAUGUUGAAGAUGGAGGACAGGCUCAAGUUGGUCAAUGCGUCAGUUGCUUUCUAUAAAACCUCUGAGCAGGUGUGCAGUGUGCUGGAGAGUCUGGAACAGGAGUACAGAAGGGAUGAAGAUUGGUGCGGAGGUCGGGAUAAGCUUGGACCAGCAGCUGAGAUAGACCAUGUCAUCCCCCUUAUCAGCAAGCAUCUGGAACAGAAGGAGGCUUUUCUCAAGGCUUGCACAUUAGCACGAAGGAACGCUGAAGUAUUCCUCAAGUACAUUCACAGGAACAACGUCAGCAUGCCUGGAGUAGCAAGCCAUACCAGGGGGCCUGAGCAGCAAGUGAAAGCCAUUCUGAGCGAACUGCUGCAGAGAGAGAACCGGGUUCUUCACUUCUGGACUUUGAAGAAACGGAGAUUAGAUCAGUGCCAACAGUACGUGGUCUUUGAGCGCAGUGCCAAACAGGCCUUAGACUGGAUCCAAGAAACAGGCGAAUAUUACCUCUCUACUCACAAUUCCACAGGGGAAUCCGCAGAAGAAACUCAGGAACUCCUGAAAGAAUAUGGGGAAUUCAGAGUACCCGCCAAGCAAACCAAGGAGAAAGUGAAGCUUCUCAUACAGCUGGCUGACAGCUUUAUAGAAAAAGGACAUAUACAUGCUGCUGAAAUUAGGAAAUGGGUCACCACUGUUGACAAACGCUAUCGGGACUUCUCUCUGAGGAUGGGGAAAUACCGCUACUCACUGGAAAAAGCCCUUGGAAUCAAUACAGAGGAUAACAAGGACCUGGAACUGGACAUCAUUCCAGCGAGUCUUUCAGACCGGGAGGUGAAGCUGCGAGAUGCAAAUCACGAGGUUAAUGAAGAAAAAAGGAAAUCAGCCAGAAAGAAAGAAUUCAUUAUGGCUGAACUGCUUCAGACUGAAAAAGCUUAUGUCAGAGACUUACAUGAAUGCUUAGAGACCUACCUUUGGGAAAUGACAAGUGGAGUGGAGGAGAUACCACCUGGGAUUCUUAAUAAAGAACAUAUCAUCUUUGGCAACAUUCAGGAGAUUUAUGACUUCCAUAACAACAUUUUCCUGAAAGAACUAGAGAAAUAUGAACAACUGCCUGAAGACGUGGGUCACUGCUUUGUCACCUGGGCAGAUAAAUUUCAGAUCUAUGUCACCUACUGCAAAAACAAGCCUGAUUCCAGCCAGCUCAUCCUGGAACAUGCAGGGACUUUCUUUGAUGAAAUUCAACAAAGGCACGGCCUGGCCAACUCUAUCUCCUCCUAUUUAAUCAAGCCUGUCCAGAGGAUCACCAAAUACCAGCUUUUACUGAAGGAACUCUUAACCUGUUGUGAAGAAGGCAAAGGAGAACUCAAAGAUGGCCUGGAAGUGAUGCUCAGUGUCCCCAAGAAAGCCAACGACGCCAUGCACGUCAGCAUGCUGGAAGGCUUUGAUGAAAACCUGGAUGUUCAGGGAGAGCUCAUCCUUCAGGAUUCCUUUCAAGUGUGGGAUCCCAAGUCUCUCAUUCGGAAAGGCCGCGAGAGACACUUGUUUCUCUUUGAAAUCUCUUUGGUUUUUAGCAAAGAGAUCAAAGAUUCUUCAGGACACACUAAAUAUGUUUACAAGAACAAACUACUGACCUCAGAACUGGGAGUGACAGAGCACGUCGAAGGAGAUCCCUGUAAGUUUGCCUUGUGGUCCGGACGGACACCAUCCUCAGACAACAAAACAGUGCUGAAAGCAUCCAGUAUUGAAACAAAACAGGAAUGGAUCAAAAAUAUCCGGGAAGUCAUUCAGGAGAGGAUUAUCCAUUUGAAAGGAGCUUUGAAGGAGCCAAUCCAGCUCCCCAAGACACCAGCAAAGCAGAGAAAUAACAGUAAAAGAGAUGGAGUAGAUGAUGCAGACAGCCAAGGAGAUGGGAGCAGUCAGCCGGAUACCAUUUCCAUUGCAUCCAGGACCUCACAGAACACAGUGGACAGUGACAAGAGGACACAAAAACUUUUGGACCCUCAGAAACUUUUAGAAGCAGUAUGCCACCGUGUUAAGUUGUCUGGAGGGUGUGAACUAACCGUGGUGCUACAAGACUUCACAGCCGGCCACAGCAGCGAGCUGAGCAUCCAGGUGGGACAGACAGUGGAGUUACUGGAGAGGCCCAGCGAAAGGCCUGGCUGGUGUUUGGUACGGACAACUGAGCGGAGCCCCCCUCAGGAAGGCCUAGUCCCCAGCAGCACUCUCUGCAUCUCUCAUUCCCGGAGUAGUGUGGAGAUGGAUUGCUUCUUCCCUUCAGGAAAAGAGUCCGUAAUUGCAGAUGCAUAUUCAGUCUCAUCCAAUGAAAAUGGAGGCAAGUCAGAAUCAGUGGCCAACUUGCAGCCUCAGUCAUCCCUUAACUCAAUCCAGAGCUCUCCUGGCCCAAAGCGUUCAACCAACACACUGAAAAAAUGGCUGACAAGUCCUGUGCGUCGGCUGAACAGUGGGAAGACUGAGAGUAACAUAAAAAAACAAAAGAAAGUGCGAGAUGGCAGGAAGAGCUUUGACCUUGGUUCACCGAAGCCUGGAGAUGAGACCACUCCUCAAGGGGACAGUGCAGAUGAGAAGAGUAAGAAGGGUUGGGGAGAAGAUGAGCCAGAUGAAGAAUCCCACACACCACUUCCUCCUCCUAUGAAGAUUUUUGACAAUGACCCUACGCAGGAUGAGAUGUCCUCCUCUUUGCUAGCUGCUCGUCAGAGCUCCUCUGAUGUCCCAACUGCUGCGGAUCUUGUCAGUGCAAUAGAAAAGUUGGUCAAAAGUAAGCUGACCCUAGAAGGAGGAACUUAUCGAGGAAGCUUAAAAGAUGGCACUGGGUGUUUAAAUGAAGGGAUGACGCCUUCAACUCCCCCAAGAAACCUUGAAGAGGAACAAAAAGCCAAAGCAAUGAGAGGCAGGAUGUUUGUCUUAAAUGAGCUGGUGCAGACUGAGAAGGACUACGUCAAAGACUUGGGAAUUGUGGUAGAGGGCUUCAUGAAGAGAAUAGAAGAAAAAGGGGUUACUGAAGAUAUGAAAGGGAAAGACAAGAUUGUAUUUGGCAAUAUCCACCAGAUUUAUGACUGGCACAAGGAUUUUUUCCUGGCUGAACUGGAAAAAUGUCUCCAGGAACAUGACCGUUUAGCACAGCUUUUUAUAAAACAUGAGAGGAGAUUGCACAUGUAUGUGGUGUACUGUCAAAAUAAACCACGAUCAGAAUACGUAGUAGCUGAAUAUGAUGCAUACUUUGAGGAGGUACAGCAAGAAAUAAACCAACGGUUAACCCUCAGUGACUUUUUAAUCAAACCUAUUCAAAGAAUAACCAAGUACCAGCUUCUACUCAAGGACUUCCUGAGAUACAGUGAGAAAGCUGGGCUGGAAUGCUCUGAUAUAGAGAAAGCAGUUGAAUUAAUGUGCCUUGUACCAAAACGUUGCAAUGAUAUGAUGAACCUGGGCCGUCUUCAGGGCUUUGAGGGCAAGCUGACUGCUCAAGGAAAGCUGCUGCAGCAGGAUACGUUCUAUGUAACUGAGCAGGAUUCUGGAGGGCUGUCUCGGCCAAAGGAGCGCAGGGUCUUCCUCUUUGAGCAAAUAGUCAUCUUUAGUGAACUUCUUAGGAAAGGCUCUUUAACACCAGGCUACAUGUUUAAGAGAAGUAUAAAGAUGAACUAUCUAAUCAUUGAAGAAAUAGUGGAUGAUGAUCCCUGUAAAUUUGCUCUUAUGAGCCGGGAAACUUCAGAACGAGUCAUUUUACAGGCUGCCAAUCCUGAAAUUCAGCAAGCUUGGAUACAGGACAUCAAUCAGGUUCUGGACACACAGAGAGACUUCCUAAAUGCACUACAGUCGCCCAUAGAGUAUCAACGCAAAGAGAGUACCUCUGCAGUAAUGAGGCCACAAGCUAGUAGGGUGUCUCAGCCCAACAGCAGACCUUAUUCUUCUGUUCCAGUAGGGUCUGAGAAGCCUUCAAAGGCUACAAGCCGUAACCCAUCUCUGCCACCCCUGAAGAUAUCUACCUCCAAUGGCAGUGCAGGGUAUGAACACCACCAGCCUGGGGACAAAUACGAACAAAGCAAGAGUGACUUGGGAGGGUGCAAUGGGACCUCUUCCAUGGUGGUAAUCAAAGAUUACUAUGCACUGAAGGAGAAUGAGAUCUGCGUGAAUCAGGGCGAGGUGGUUCAGAUCCUUGCCAUCAACCAGCAAAAUAUGUUCCUGGUGUACCAACCUGCGAACGACCACUCCCCGGCCGCUGAAGGAUGGAUUCCAGGCAAUAUCUUGGCUCCCCUCACUAAAUCCACUACAGAUAAUAGCGACGGAAGCAUCAAGAAGUCAUGUUCAUGGCAUACCCUGCGCAUGAGAAAGCGGGCGGAAAAGGAGAGCAGUGGCAAAAAUGAAUCCAAUGGGCCACGUAAAUCCAAGGAUAUUCUGGGCAACAAAGUCUCUGUUAAAGAGACCAACAGCUCCGAGGAAUCAGAGUGUGAUGACCUUGACCCCAAUACUAGCAUGGAGAUAAUGAACCCAAAUUUCAUCCAAGAAGUGGCUCCAGAGUUCCUUGUGCCAUUAGUGGAUAUCACCUGUUUGCUUGGUGACACAGUGAUGCUUCAGUGCAAAGUCUGUGGACGGCCAAAGCCCAACAUAACCUGGAAGGGACCGGAUCAAAAUAUUCUCGACAAUGAGAACAGCACAGCCACUUAUACCGUUUCAUCCUGUGAUUCUGGGGAAAUCGCCCUGAAGAUUUGUAACCUGAUGCCUCAGGACAGUGGUAUUUACACCUGUGUGGCAACAAAUGAACAUGGAACAGCCUCGACCUCAGCUACAGUCAAAGUGCAAGGUGUUCCAGCAGCCCCAAACCGUCCCAUUGCUCAGGAAAGAAGCUGCACUUCAGUGAUCCUUCGCUGGCUGCCCCCAUCCAGUACUGGCAAUUGCACCAUUUCAGGCUACACCGUAGAGUACAGAGAAGAAGGAUCCCAGGUCUGGCAGCAGUCAGUAGCCUCCACUUUGGAUACCUAUCUCGUCAUUGAAGAUCUCACUCCAGGCUGUCGAUAUCAGUUCAGAGUCAGCGCCAGCAAUCCCUGGGGAAUUAGUUUACCUAGUGAGCCCUCAGAAUUUGUGAUCCUCCCUGAGUAUGAUGCUGCCGCUGAUGGCGCCACUGUUUCAUGGAAAGAAAACUUUGACUUUGCUUAUAUGGAAUUCCAUGAGAUUGGGAGGGGUCGAUUCUCCACAGUAAAGAAAUGUAUUCACAAAGCCACCAGGAAGGACGUCGCUGUGAAAUUCAUUAGUAAAAAAAUGAAAAAGAAAGAGCAGGCGGCACACGAAGCAGCUUUGUUACAGCACUUGCAGCAUCCUCAGUACAUAACUAUCCACGAUACCUAUGAGUCGCCCACGUCUUAUAUCUUAGUUUUAGAGCUUAUGGAUGACGGCCGUCUCUUGGAUUAUCUUAUGAAUCAUGAUGAACUGAUGGAGGAAAAAGUAGCUUUCUACAUAAGAGACACAAUGGAAGCCUUACAAUAUCUUCACAAUUGCAGAGUGGCUCAUUUAGAUAUAAAGCCAGAAAAUCUGCUCAUUGACUUAAGGAUCCCAGUGCCUCGUGUCAAGCUUAUAGACUUGGAAGAUGCAGUUCAGAUCACGGGUCAUUACCAUGUUCAUCAGCUGCUUGGAAACCCUGAGUUUGCAGCUCCUGAAGUUAUCCAAGGUGCCCCUGUCUCACUGGGCACAGACAUCUGGAGUAUUGGGGUCCUCACCUAUGUCAUGUUAAGUGGCGUCUCUCCAUUCCUGGAUGAAAGCAAAGAGGAGACGUGUAUAAACGUGUGCAGAGUGGAUUUCAGCUUCCCUCAUGAGUAUUUCUGUGAUGUGAGUCAUGCAGCCAGAGACUUCAUCAACGUUAUCCUCCAGGAAGACUUCAGGAGGAGGCCAACAGCAGCCACUUGUUUACAGCAUCCUUGGCUGCAGCCUCACAAUGGCAGCUAUUCCAAAAUCCCACUGGAUACCUCCCGUCUGGCUUGCUUCAUUGAGCGCCGCAGACACCAGUAUGAUGUGCAUCCAGUUCCCAACGUCAAGAGCUUCAUAAUGAGCAGGAUGAACCCGGGAACGUGA
Molecule: messenger RNA, 8997 nt
Organism: Terrapene triunguis (Three-toed box turtle)
Lineage: Eukaryota; Metazoa; Chordata; Testudines; Emydidae
Gene: KALRN
Product: kalirin RhoGEF kinase
Exons: 62
Coding region: 1-8997 (2998 amino acids)
Biological process (GO): intracellular signal transduction; axon guidance; protein phosphorylation
Cellular component (GO): cytoplasm; postsynaptic density
Molecular function (GO): protein kinase activity; protein binding; guanyl-nucleotide exchange factor activity
Source: RefSeq, a predicted model, not a curated record